Molecule: messenger RNA, 2643 nt
Organism: Schistosoma guineensis
Lineage: Eukaryota; Metazoa; Platyhelminthes; Trematoda; Strigeidida; Schistosomatidae
Source: the annotation of a GenBank genome assembly
UAUAGCCAAGUACAACUGGUGAUAUAGAACAUUAUUUCAAAUAACAAGAAAUUAAUCAUCUACAAAGAAAAACAUUAAUUAUUUUUUUCUUUCAAAAAUAAAACAUAAACAUAAUUCCUAAUCAGCUAAUGAAUUACACAUUCACCAGUAUUUUUCCACCAUUCACAACAAGUAUAAUAGCAUUAUUAGCAACAACCGUAUCAACUGCUACACUUGGUGGUAACAUUGUAGUAUUAAUUGCAUUUUUUGUUGAACGUUCAUUACGUAUACCAAGUAAUUAUUUUAUAGCAUCAUUAGCUAUGACUGAUGUAUUAAUUGGUUUAUUUUCUAUGAAUUUAUUUAUUACAUAUCAAUUACUUGGUUAUUGGCCAUUAGGUCAUUUAAUUUGUGAUUUAUGGUUAUCAUUAGAUUUUUCAGCAUGUCUUACAAGUCAAUAUACUGUAUUUUUAAUUACAUUAGAUCGAUUUUGUUUAGUGAAAAUACCAGCAAAAUAUCGUAAUUGGCGAACAUAUAAUAAGGUACGAAUAAUGAUUUGUAUAAGUUGGAUAUUUCCAGCAACAUUAUUCACAUUACUUAUAUUUGGUUGGUCAUAUAUAACUGGUGAAACACAACGUGAUAUAACUAAAUGUGAUGUAUCAUUUACAUAUUAUCCAAUAUUUAAUACAACAUUAACUAUAGGCUAUUUUUGGAUUACAUUAAUUAUUAUGUGUAGUUUAUAUGUUGGUAUUUAUAAAGUAGCACGUAGAUUACAAAAAAAAUCAUUAGAAAGUAAUAAACGUUUAGUACAAUUUUUAACAAAAGUUGAUCAAGAUUCAAUACAUUCACAAAGUAAUCAAAAUUCAUUAGAUGAUAAUAAUAAUAAUAAUAAUGGCGGUAAUAAUGAUCGGAAACAUUCCAAAUCAAAAGUUAUUAAAGGAAAUAUGAAACGAUAUCGUGAUCGAACAAAUAAACAUUUUUAUUAUGAACCUAAAUCAAAUUACAAUCAAUCAUUUGAUGAUGUAAUGGAUUGUAAUUUUACAUUCAAUAAAAAGUGUAAAUAUGAUCCAAUUCAACGAAAUUUAUUGACAGCGGUUGAUGAUCAUCCACAUAACUCAUUAAAAGAAUCACAUUUCAUCGAAAUUAAUUCAAAAAGUAAUUAUCCUAUAAAAAACAAUACAAAUAAAUGUCAUUUUGAAUAUGGAAGUGAAACUAGUGGUUGUUCAACAUUUCAUCCAACAAAUAAUAAUAGUACUGAAAGUAAAACUCAAUUAUCAUCAAUCAUUGAAAGAUCUCAGUUACUUUCAACUAUAGAUGUAUCAAAAAAAUAUGAAGAUAUAACAUUUAAAAUUUCUAAAAAUGAAUCUUUAUCUUCUAUAUCUGAUGAAUAUUUCUCAUUACCAUCUGUAAAUUUUUAUAUACCAUCACCAAAAGUUCCUAUAUCAUCACCAAUUCAAAGUAAUCAAUCAAUAUCUUCAAAAUAUAUAGAAUCAGAUAAUAGUUCCCCGGUAUGGAUUAAAAAGGAUGCUUGUUAUGAUUCUGGUUUAAAUUUAUAUGUAUAUGAUAUAUGUCCACAAUUAAUGAAAUGUCAAACAUUUAUUCAUGAAGGAAAUAUUUGUCAAAAUAGUAUCUAUUUAUCGGAUUCAACCUCUUGGAAUCAAUGUAUUCAAUCAUGUUGUCUGUUAGAAAAAUGUGAAUAUUCAGAUUAUACAACAUCAAGUGAUGAUCCCAGUUCAACAUUAUAUAAUCAAUCAAUAAUUAAUGACCAUUGGUGUCUACGUUUUAUGAAUAAAUGGAAUAAAUCUAAACGUGAUCGAACUAUUAAAUCACCUUAUGUAUUCAAUCAAAUAAAACAUAAUUCAUUAUUAUGGUAUAAAUCUAAUGAUAAAUCAUAUUUAACUGAAUAUCAACCUAAUUCUAAUGUUAAUACUGAUCAAGAAAUAUGUCCAUUUUGUCAAAUAAAUAAAGAUAAUAAUAAGUUUAUUCAGCAAGAUAAAUCAAAACAAAAAUCUGGAUUGCAACUAAUAGUAGAACAGAUCAAAUUCAAAGUUCAAUAUUGUUGUUGUUGUUGUUGUAUUCUAUCAUCAAAACAUAUAAAUAUUCCUUUAAAUAAUAAUCCAAUACAAAUUCAAUCAAAUAGUACAACCAAUAAUAGUAAAACUAUACAUAGUAAUGAUAAUAGUGAUAAUGAUUGUGUAACACAAUAUAAUCAAUUAAAAAUUAAACAUAAUAAAUUAUCAAUUAAAGAUAAAUAUAAACAACAAAUUAAUUCACAAAUACAACAACAACAACAACAACAACAACAACAACAAUUACAACAUAGAAAAUCAUCAAUAACAACGAAUAAACGACAAACAACCUUUUCAAUAUUUCAAUCAUUAUCUAAUAUUGAUAUGCAAAAUCGUAAACAUGCAUGUAAAGCAUUAAAAACAAUUAGUCUUAUAUUGGGCGCAUUUAUGAUAUGUUGGACACCAUAUCAUAUAAUUGUAUUAAUUAAAGGAUUUUGUGAUGAUAUUAAUACGCAUAAUAGUUGUGUAAAUAUUCAUUUAUAUAAUCUUUCUUAUUGGUUAUGUUAUAUGAAUUCACCAAUUAAUCCAUUUUGUUAUGCAUUAUCCAAUAUUUCAUUUAGGCGAACAUUUUUUCGAAUAUUACGAUGUGAUUUCCAAA